Molecule: messenger RNA, 2161 nt
Organism: Drosophila erecta
Lineage: Eukaryota; Metazoa; Arthropoda; Insecta; Diptera; Drosophilidae
Gene: sip2
Exons: 3
Coding region: 116-2083 (655 amino acids)
Source: RefSeq, a predicted model, not a curated record
GAUCAACUGGAGCCAACUCUAAACGCUUUGAACUAUAGGCAACUCGCAAUUAUACGUAAUUAUCCCGUCGACUGGAGUUUUGCACCCAGGACACACGCACACUCGCACACUCACGAUGUCUGGCCUCAAGAAAUUCCAAAACACUGAGGAAUGGCGUCAGAAACUCCGCCAGUUCCUAAUGACCGAGCGCUUGCCGAAAAAGCCCGUAAAAAUGGACGAAUCGAAGGAUAUGCGUUACAGUUUGGAGAUAGACGAGGAUUUGAGGAGACCCAUCGAGGAGCGGGCCAAGAAAGUUCUGGCCGUUAAUUCUGCUAGCCAAAUGACUAUCAAUCUCGGCGAGGAUACCAUGUACGAGGGAGGGGCUUUAGAGCACUUGGAUGAUGCCGACGAUAGCUUCAGUGCCUUCGAAAGAAUGUGCGACAAAACGGGCUCCGAUCCUGACAGCACUCUUUUUCAGUACCUGCACAGCGAGGACCGAAGCCAGGUGAUGUCCAGGGCCAAGGAUCGCAGCACCGACGAUCAGAAGGAGAUCGAUGCACUGCGUCGCAUGCUAGAGGCAGUGGGCACAGAAGACGAUCUACUGGAGAACGAAAGUCCCGUCAAGGGGGUGGAGUGCACCCAGUUGGAGGACGUUGAGGCGCCGUCGCGCCUCUGGGACAACACCCUAACCGGAAUCGAUGAGACCCCGUCCAGCUCUGGGCUGACUCCAAAGUCUCUGACCAAGGUUUCGCCGGUCAAAAUGAUAGGCCUGCUUCGUCCCUCGACCAUCAUCGAGGACAGCGAACUGGAGUCGUCGGAUGUGUCUUCCCAUACAAGCUUCCAAAGCGCUCGCACACUGAAGACAAAUGCAUCUAGUUGCUACGAAACAGCCACGGAUAGCUCCCUCAGUGGAACACUCCUUAACGUCGAUGAAUUGUUCUACGCCGCAAUUGCCAAGGCCAAGCCAUCAGGAAUGUCUAAGGGAGAGGAGUUGGAGCUUUUAAGCGAUCUUCAUGUCAGUCUAAAAGAGCUUGCCUCACUUCCGCAGGAGGAAGUGGAGGAGGAAGAGGACGAGAUAGAAGAUACAAUAAUCGAGCUUUCUUCUUCUGACGAUGAAGAAGUGCAGCUAGUUUCAGAAGUCAAACAAGAAGACACGUCCAGUGUAUCUUCAGUCCACGAAAAGGAUCCCGUUGAGCAGGAGCCAGCGGAGGAGAGCAUUGAAAAUAAGGAAAACUCCUUGCAUUUCAAUGAUACCAUGGAAGAAAUGCAGUACAUGAUGCAAAAGGGUAUGGAAUACAUGGCAGGUGGAGUGUUACAAACCGCCGCAGUCAAGCCUGAUAGCCCUGUGCUGACCAAACAAAGCACGUUCGUAGUUUCACCGAAGCCACAACCAAAAUCACCGGCUGUUGCUUUUUUGCAGCCAUCAUUACCGCUGCGAUCAUCUAACAAGCCACAAACGGUUGUAGCAUCGCCCAGCAAGGGUAAGAAGCCGCCCAAGGUCGACCUCACCAUGGAGUGGACCAAAAAGAAAUUCUUCUCUGCAGCCUCUGGUAUUCCUCAACGUCGCCAACAACUGAUAAAGCAGCCCUACGCCAAUAUUGUUAGUCCUAUACGCACUUACACCCAGAAGUCUGGUACUGCUCCUCUAAUGAGUACAUUCCGUCCAACCAGUACUGAUAUGCUAUCUACCCUGGCCAUCAGUGAGUUGGAGCAGGAGUCUCGCUUGUGUCGCCCUAAAGCACUUUUCGCAACAAAGGGCGGAAUAUCCGAGUCGAGUGAAGCGGAGUCUCUAAGGAUCAAGGGAAUCGACUUAACCGCUCACCUUCUUCCAAAAAAGGCUUACAUAUCCUCAGAGAUAAAGCAUGUGGUGGAUGAAAGAACUCCUGUUCCCAUGCCAAAGGUACCUCAAAUUCAAAAAUACCUUAACUCCGCCGUGGAGCCCACUGUUUUGCGCCAUGAUGGCAAAAUGAAAAUGCCCGGCGAAGUAGCCCGCAACCCUUCUUCGUCGCACAUCCCACGCCGCGCCAAUCACAGCCUGGCUGAUCUGUCGCUCGCCUCAGGCGACGUGUCCUUGUACACAAUAAGAGAUGCCCAAAAGUUUUAAGGCCCAUAAAAGUACUUCACGCUCUUAGGCUUAAUAUUGCAACGAUAAUAAAUGUAUUGAAUAACUAGUGCUAGUAAA